Molecule: messenger RNA, 2147 nt
Organism: Pieris brassicae (large cabbage white)
Lineage: Eukaryota; Metazoa; Arthropoda; Insecta; Lepidoptera; Pieridae
Exons: 5
Coding region: 973-2130 (385 amino acids)
Source: RefSeq, a predicted model, not a curated record
ACCUCAAAAUGAAUCUAAAAUUAUGAAAGUAAAUAAGCUGAGACUUCCCAAUUUUCUUUUAUUUUUUGUAUUAGUCCCUAGCGUCAGAACCGACAAUGGAAAUAUUAUUAAAGAACAAAGUAAAAUUGCAAUGAUACCUCAGCAAAAUAAUUCGCUUGAAGCCGCUAAGGCUGUGAUUACUGUAAUAUCAAAAACUCCAUUUAGCAAAAAUACGAAUGGGAAGUACCUCGAAAAAUUGUCUAGAAAUUCCAAACAAGAUGUAACAAGACAAAUUAGAAAUAUAAUUAACGCACUUGAAUGUGUGGGAUGUGAUACGACACAAGUACCUAGAAACGAAAAAUGUUAUCGUGGAAAUCUGGAAACUUUAGUAAUUUGCUUGCACGGCGAAGAAUGUUACACUGAAAUACACCCGGACUACAUUAAGAGGGGCUGUAUGUCCCGAAGCAGGUUAAACAGGACAUUUAUAUGCAAAUGUCCGCUCUGCAAUGACAAACCGUUUGAUGACGUCGCUUCCUACGAAUACAAGACAAUAAGAGAUUGGGAAUACGAUAACAGACGCCUCCAAACUGCAGUUAUUGGGAUAGACCUCUUGUGUAAAGUGUGUGAUACUAAGGGAAUUAAUCAUGAGGCCGAUGAACGCUGUAAGAAAGGAAAAGAUGCAGAUUACAUGGUGUGCGCAAAAAAUCAAGUGUGCUUCACAAAUAUUGAUUUGGACACUGAUUUUGUUUCUCGAGGUUGCGUUGAUGUACCAGUCUUUAAUUCCAUGUAUAAUUUUUGUAAUAAUACUAAUUGUAAUAAUAUGGCAUACAAAAAUGCUCAGUUACGAAGUGAAAAUGAAAAGGCGCAGGAUUUUUUUAUCAGCUUUCCUAAGACCUUAGUAUCAGGUGCUUGCUCAUUUCGACACAUCAUAAUAAUUGGAAUACCAUUAAGAACUAUCAUGGUACUGUUUAUGAUAUUGUCAGACGUUCAUCUAUGAAAAGAAGUAAAAUAAGUCAGUUGUCAAAUAAUGUCAAAUUAAAAAUGAAUAUUAUAUUCAAUUUCCUAUAUUUUUUAUUUGUAUCGAUUAACUGUGAUGAUAUAAGGAGAAUAUUACCCUUUCCAAGAUUAAGAGAACAAAUUGAGGAAGUUACGAUACAAUCUACGUCAUCCGAAAAUCCUGAUUCCAAUUUGGUUUCAUUUCUUGUUCAAAAUGUUAAAGAAAUAUUUGGCGCUGCUGAUGAACCUACCGUUUUAGUUGACCAAGUAAUUGAUGCGACAACCACAGAAUCUGAAGUUAUGACUGAAACAGAAUCUGUAAAUAGAGCGAAAGUUUUAAAUAAGAUAAAUAUAUUUUAUAAAAAUAUCUCGGGAGUAAUAGAUGGAUGUACCCACGAAAAUAUUCUAGAUACCACAAAUGAAGGACUAACCGUAAGGACAGAACAAUUUUCAAAAGACUUAGAUGUUAUUGUCAUACCUGAAAGCGAGGAAAUAAAGCUUAAUCCUCUUGAAUCGUGGUAUUCUAAAGACCGUCAAGAAACUACUUCUAUACCUACACCGAACUAUAAUGCGUCAACAAAAAUAUCCUGUAUUUUUUGCAACAACAUUGAAGUGGAGUAUUGUGAUGAUCCCAAAAAUAAAUUAAUAUCUUCAAUCGUAUGUGAACAAGAUGAAGAUCUAUGUUAUUCUCAACACACUCCAUUCGGUUUAGUCGAUCGUGGUUGUUUUAAUAUAAACCGUAAUAUAACCACGUAUUACUGUUCUUGUAAUCUCUGUAACUACAUUGCGAUUUCGGAAAUGCCGCACAUAUUUUCAAGGAAACAAGAUUGGAUAGAAUAUGUUAAAGAAAUGUCCAGACUAAAACGAUUCAGGCGGUCCAUUUUCAAAGACAUGUCGUGCCUGCGAUGUGAAAUUAAUGGUACUACUAAGAGUGAAGAUAUUUUAUAUAGUACUAAUUGCUUGGAAGGUAACAUAGGGUCCUUACCCUUUCAAUUAUGUGCGAAAAAUGAGAUUUGCGCAGUAAAAGCCAUUCGCAGUGAAGGAUAUAUGUGGCGAGGCUGCGUGUCCAAACCACUUUAUAACUACUGGUGGACACUUUGCGAUACUGACCUUUGUAACUACGAAGCAUUAGUAUCAAUUUUUGAUCAGUUUUAAUAAUUAAAACAAUUGAA